AUGGCUGUUAACAUCCCAGGAGUGAUAGCGAUGGUGUUUUUCUACCUGCUGGUCCUUGGGACCGGCAUCUGGGCUUCUUUCAAGUCCAAAAGGGAACAGAAGAAAAGUACAGCCACUGGAACGGAGAUGGCCCUGCUGGGAAACCGGAACAUUGGCUUGGUGGUGGGGAUCUUCACAAUGACAGCUACAUUUGUUGGAGGAGGCUUCAUUGUUGGCACAGCUGAGAUGGUGUACACGCCUUCUAUGGGACUCACCUGGGUAUUGGUGAUGUUAAUGGCAUACAGCUCAUCUUUUAUUAUUGGUGGCUUGGUGUUUGCAAAGCCAAUGAGAGAAAGAAGGUAUGUGACGAUGCUGGACCCUUUCCACGCCAAGUAUGGAAAAGCACUUGGGGGUGUGGGAUAUCAGGACUUCCACCAGAGGACUUUGUCGGCGUCUUCAACAUCCACAGCCAGGAUCACUUGCUUUAUCGCUGCUGUCAUCUUCCCUGUAUUUGGGAUACCUUCUAUACUGCUUGGGGCAGUCGCUGCAUCCACAGACUGGAACCUGACUUCCUAUGGUUCUCCAUCUCCAUAUGAACGAGGGGAAUCAGCUCUAGUUCUGCCCCUGACCCUGCAGCACCUCACCCCGUCCUUCAUCUCCAUCAUCGGUAUUGGAUGUGUGGCUGCUGCCGCGAUGUCAUCGGCUGACUCUGCUUUGCUUUCUGCAGCUUCUCUCUUCACCUCCAACAUAUACAAGAACAUCCUGAGGCCUCAGGCUUCAGACAGAGAGACUCUGUGGGUGAUCCGUGCUUCUGUCUUGGUAGUGGGCUUAAUUUCUACAUCACUGACCAACCUGGAAAACAGCGUCUUACUGUUCUGGUUCAUUAGUGCUGAAGUGGGCUAUGUCAUAAUCUUCCCUCAACUCGUCUGCGUCCUCUUCUUCAACAUCUCCAACGGUUACGGGGCUGUUAUGGGCUUCUUGGUGGGAACUGUGUUAAGACUGCUCAGUGGAGACCCAUUACUAGCGUUAACACCAGUCAUUCACUUCCCAGGAUGCACUCUUGAGGACGGUGUUUAUGUCCAGUACUCUCCGGUUAAGACCAUCUCCAUGCUGUCUGCCAUUGCUGCCAUCUUGUUUUUCUCCUACCUUGGUUCUGUGCUCUUCAACAAAGGCCUGCUUCCUGAGAAGUGGGAUGUGUUCAAAGUGAAAGUCCAGCACUCACCACAACCACUGACAGCAACAUAUGUUGCAACAGAAUACACAUGAUUAUGAGAAUUUGAGCAGAACACAGUCAGAUUUUGAAAGUGUUCCUGUGUGUAGCAGUAUCAGUUUUCUUUAAGCAUAAUAUAGACUAGUAAAUACCAUAGACUGUAAAAAAAGAUGGACGACGCAUCUCCACUUCCUCCCAUUGUACAAAAGUAAAGCCACAAUAUCCAGGAUACAGGUGCUGCCAUCUU
Molecule: messenger RNA, 1436 nt
Organism: Perca flavescens (yellow perch)
Lineage: Eukaryota; Metazoa; Chordata; Actinopteri; Perciformes; Percidae
Product: high affinity choline transporter 1-like
Exons: 6
Coding region: 1-1245 (414 amino acids)
Biological process (GO): transmembrane transport; acetylcholine biosynthetic process; choline transport
Cellular component (GO): plasma membrane
Molecular function (GO): choline:sodium symporter activity
Source: RefSeq, a predicted model, not a curated record